UGUGCAAGGACCUCAGCACCCCCACAGGGAAGAAUUUCUUCCCAAUAUCAAAGCCAUUUCCCCUUGUCCUGUCACUCCUAAGUGCCAGGACGAGUGUUGGGAGUCCCCAGUGCCUGUACAGAGAGCUGAGAGGAGAGGAUCAGGUCCAGGAGACAUUUCGGAUCAUGGACACAUGAAUCACCUAAAAUCACGUGCCUGUUCUCACUGUGUUCCUAAACUGGACACCUUAAUUAGCUGCCUGGAGUUAGGGGGAAUUAUUUUGGGCCUAAAUGCAUAAAACUCUGAGGCGAAGAGGAAUGAGGAUGGUGGUAUGACAAGGAUGAGCUGUCCCUGAGAUGAAAUGAAAUGAAAUGAAAGGCUUUUCACAAUUUUUACUCUCCCUGGAACAGAAAUCCCGACCGUGCAAUUCCUCAUGUGUCUGAGAGAGGCCGGGAAUAUUAAUGAGGAACUCGAGAGGUGCUUUAGUAGGAAGAACAUCAGAGAUUCUGUCAUCGCUUCCCUUACAGAUCCUGCUUUAUGUAAAUGGGAUUUAUUACAUCUUCUACUUCUUGGCAACUCUUGCAAUGAUCAUUUACAAAAGUCAAGUUUUCAGUUAUCCAGAUGAUCUUUUGGCUCCUGAUCUUGCCGUGCUUUUUCUUAUGGGCAUUCUGGAAGUGCCUCGAUUGUACUUGGGUUUCAAGGGUAACCUGACAGAAGCAGAGGCGCCGCUGGGGCUGAGCCUGGGGCUGACGGUGGGCAGCGUGGUGCUGUGUGUGUACCUGCUGCUGUGGCAGACCUACGUGCUGUGGGCUGAUGUGCUCCUCAAUGCAGUGCUGCUCUCCACCUACGGGCUCGAGUCGGGGCUCAAGGUCACGGCCAUCGCUGCCUUUGUCAGCUGAGCCCCUUCCCACGUGCCUGCCACACAUUCCUUCCAUGAAGGAGUGGGGCUUCAUUUGCACUAUUGAAUUCCUUUGUGUAAAAUCCCUCUAAAGCUUCUCUCUGUUUAAAUUUUGGGCACAUAAAUGUCCUGCCCAGGAGCUGUGUGAUGCUAUCCACCACUGGCUUAUUUAUGGGCAAAGGGAUGAAUUGCUAAAUACCCAACACUCUGGCAUUCACCAGGGGUCUGUACUAAACAUCCAUUCCCAAAACAGGAUAGGAGCCAGUGCUGCUGGCAUGGUGGGAGUUUGCAUGGCACAGCAGCAACAUGCAGCCCAAGUGACACAGAAAUGAAUCAGGCCAGGGCUCACUUGUGCCUUGCCACGCACACGUCCGUGUUCGAGGGCACAGCUGCUCUGCUGCUCUCAUUUGUGUUUCCAGACCUCAGUGGUAAUUUCCCUGACUUUAGUAGGGCAGAACCUGAUGUAUCCCAGUGGGGGAGAGUGGAACUGGGUUUUGUGCAUACCUGGAGAGCCGAGCCACAAGGUUUGGCAGCCAGUUCUUACACACUACGUGAGGGGAUGUUCGGUUAAACAGGAUGGCUU
Molecule: messenger RNA, 1460 nt
Organism: Ficedula albicollis (Collared flycatcher)
Lineage: Eukaryota; Metazoa; Chordata; Aves; Passeriformes; Muscicapidae
Product: transmembrane protein 80-like
Exons: 5
Coding region: 441-878 (145 amino acids)
Biological process (GO): non-motile cilium assembly
Cellular component (GO): ciliary transition zone
Source: RefSeq, a predicted model, not a curated record